Papaver somniferum (opium poppy) is the source of this 1326-nucleotide messenger RNA. Its product is annotated as probable long-chain-alcohol O-fatty-acyltransferase 5. Lineage: Eukaryota; Viridiplantae; Streptophyta; Magnoliopsida; Ranunculales; Papaveraceae. The record is from RefSeq and is a predicted model, not a curated record. The coding region runs from base 22 to 1035 and encodes 337 amino acids. Gene Ontology annotation, biological process: lipid metabolic process. The transcript has a single exon.
AGAUUACGGAUUUAAGUAACAAUGGAAGAGAUAAAGAAAUGGAUUAAGGUAUGGGUUUUAGUCUUUGUAGCGUUAACUUAUUGUCACUUCAUACCUUCAAAAAUUCCCAAAGGAAAAUUCAGAUUGAUUUCUGUCAUCCCAAUAUUAUACUUGUUUAUAAUUCUUCCUUGGAAUCUCAAUUCCACUCUUCUUGGAUGUCCUACAACUUUGUUUCUUGUUUGGUUGGGUAAUUUCAAUCUUCUCCUGUUUUCAUUUGGUAAAGGCCCUCUAUCUCCAAAAGAUCGACCAAUUUCAUUCUCGAAUUUCUUGGCCCUUGCUUGUCUACCUAUCAAGAUCAAGCAAACAAGCAAGAAAAACAACAACCCAUCUCUCAGAUCAUCCGAAACCGCAAAACCAUCGUUACAUAAUUGUGCAAUCAAAGUAUUGGUUUUUACGAUCUUAACUAUCGGUUGUGCACAACAAAACAUGCAUCCAAAACUACUGCUGUUUUGUUAUUGUGGUUCUUUAUACAUCGGCUUGGAGUUCACACUACUUGCAGUUGGAGUUACAACUGCAAAAGUUUUAUACCUUGAAAUUGAACCACCUUUUCAUAGCCCUUACCUUUCAACUUCAUUGCAAGAUUUUUGGGGCCGUAGAUGGAAUUUGGUGAUAUCAAAUAUUCUAAGACUAACAGUAUAUGAAUCUGUAAAGAAGUGCGGCCAGUUACCAGCUCAAUUGGCAACGUUCCUUGUUUCAGGACUUAUGCAUGAGAUUAUAUGCUUUUACUUAAAACGAGUGAAUCCUACAUGGGAAAUUACUUCGUUUUUUCUUCUUCAAGGUUUUUGUGUGUAUUUAGAGGUUAAGGUUAAGAAGUUGGUCAAGGGAAGGUGGAGUCUACCUCCAAUGGUCUCAAUACCUUUGACAGUUGGAUUUCUGAUGAUAACCAGUUCAUGGUUGCUUUUUCCACCUCUCAUUCAGGGUAGAUUUGAUGUGAAGUCUAGAAGAGAAAUAGUUGCGUUUGUUGAUUAUGUGAAAAUAUCAGCAGCAAGCAAUUAGCAAUGGGUACAACCUUAGAAUUUGCUUUAACAUUUUGUUGGGCCACCAUUCACAAAAUAGUUGUGGUGUAUUCUUGUCACGAGUUCUAUUGGCCUAUACCGUUUCAACACGUACAACAGCGAGCUUAAUAUCUGAGAGCAUCUGAAAAUAUUCAAAACUAAAUGGCCAUGGUGCUAAAAAAGACUAGUUUCCUGGUUUUUGUGUUUCUUUUCUUUCUGCAUUUGUAGUCCGUUAUAUCUGGGAACAGUACGGGAGACUUUAUCAAUAAGAUUUUGAACCUGCAAAUCUGGU